Sinocyclocheilus anshuiensis is the source of this 1550-nucleotide messenger RNA. RefSeq names its product PI-PLC X domain-containing protein 1-like. The coding region runs from base 305 to 1240 and encodes 311 amino acids. NCBI's taxonomy places the organism in Eukaryota, Metazoa, Chordata, Actinopteri, Cypriniformes, Cyprinidae. Gene Ontology annotation, molecular function: phosphoric diester hydrolase activity. The transcript has 6 exons. Gene Ontology annotation, biological process: lipid metabolic process. The record is from RefSeq and is a predicted model, not a curated record.
CAGACGGAAGAAGCAGGGAACGAGGAAAUACCGAGCAAACACGUCACGAGACUUUCAUGGGAAAGAAUGAUCGUAACGCUUCUAAAACCCCUUUCAAUUUCGUAAAACAUGAUGUUCGCUAACUGCUGAGGUUGUGUGGUCACUUUUACAAAGAGUUGGGCUUUGAACCUCAUUAUCGAUGAUGUGUUAUCUGUUGAUUCGCUCAAUCGCGGACUGUUUCAGCUGAUCAACUCAUUUUGUUUUCAAACGCAGCCAUUUAGAUUCAUUUGUAAAGAGCUACUGUUUUAUAUGAUCCAGUUAACUAAUGGAUCACAUUGGAAAGGGUGACAUUAAUCACGAGGAAUGGAUGUCAUGUUUGCCAGAGAAACUGUGGGAUGUCCCUUUAACACAUCUCUCAAUACCAGGUAGCCAUGAUGCAAUGAGCUGUCUGGAUAUCACUUCUCCUCUGCUCCGAUCUGAGUCAGACACAUUUAGGUUACUGGAUGGAGUUUUCUGCUGUUUCACACGGCCAGCUAUUUACAGAUGGGCUACCACUCAGGUCCAAACCAUUGUGGAGCAACUUACAGCAGGCAUUCGAUACUUUGAUCUUCGAAUUGCCCACAAACAGUAUGAUUCUUCCAAUGAACUUUACUUCACUCAUGUCAUUUACACACAUGCAACGGUCGUUGAAACUCUACAGACAGUUGCUUCAUGGCUUGAAUCUCAUCCCAAAGAAAUAAUCAUCCUGGCUUGUAGUCAUUUUGAAGGACUGGAUUAUAAACGGCAUGAGGAAUUCAUCUAUUCUCUGAAGAAAAUCUUUGGCUCUAAACUGUGCCCUUGCAACGAGGUCCUUUUGACCUUGCGGAGCCUAUGGACAUCAGGCUAUCAAGUCGUGUUGUCAUAUGAAGACCAGUCAACAUCACGCCAUAAGGAGUUAUGGCCUGCUAUCCCAUACCUUUGGGCCAAUAAGCCUAAUGCAGAAGAGCUGAUCCACUAUCUCGAAUGCCAGAAACAGCUUGGUCGACCUGAGGGUUUUUUUGUAGCAGGCCUGAAUUUAACGACAGAUCGAUGCUUCAUCGCCUCACACCCUCGGGUGUCUCUCCGAACUCUGACCAUGGAGAACUGGAACCGUGUGAAGAAAUGGCUAGAAGAUCAGAAACCAGGAGCUGAACCCACAUGUCUUAACAUAAUUGCAGGUGACUUCAUUGGUCCUGUACCAUUUUGUUCACUUGUUAUUGCUCUCAACAAAAAACUGCUUUAAUUAAGGAGUUUUUGAAGUAAAAUGGGGUUUAUAUGUGAAGUCCUUGUUACAUGUGAAAUCUUUGUACAUGUGAAGGCUUUAAGGAAUUUAUCAAUCAAGGUUUGCAAACUUAGCAUGUUUUCUAGUGAACUAAAGUGUAUUCAGACUAAUGCCUAAAUGUGCAAUAUUCAAUCCUCAAUAUGUUUACAUGUGCCUUUUACUGUAUAAUUAUGGUUGAUGAAUUAAGCAGCCUUUAAAAAUUUUGGAUCAAGCUUUGAGAGUUAAAACAUACAAUUUUUUUCACAGACACAUUUUCUACCAAUAUUGUUUA